Molecule: messenger RNA, 783 nt
Organism: Malus domestica (apple)
Lineage: Eukaryota; Viridiplantae; Streptophyta; Magnoliopsida; Rosales; Rosaceae
Source: RefSeq, a predicted model, not a curated record
AUGGUGAUUUCAAGUUCCAUUGGAAACUUAACAGCCCUUGUCAAUCUUGACACAUCGGACAACCAACUUGAUGGGAAAAUCCCAAACUCAUUGGGAAACCUUUGUAAGCUGAUGGUUCUCGAAUUUUCGAGGAACAAUUUUAGCGGAAGCAUUUCAGAAAUAUUUGAAAGCUUGUCUACGUGCAGUUCAGGGCGCAUUGAGUUAUUGGGUCUAUCAGAUAAUAAUCUUUCAGGUUAUCUGUCUCAGCUUGGUAACUUCAAAAAUUUAGGCUCGCUUGACUUUUCAAGUAAUUCAAUAUCAGGUCCGAUUCCAGUAUCUUUGGGAAAUCUGUCAUGCUUAGAAAGUUUGGACAUUGGUAACAAUCAAUUAGAGGGUGUUGUCUCCGAAGUUCAUUUCACCAAUCUUACAAAACUGAAAUACUUUUAUGCAAGCGAAAAUUCGCUGACUCUGAAAACUAGUCUAGAUUGGCUUCCUCCCUUCCAACUAAACACCUUGUUUCUAAAUUCUUGGCAUCUAGAGCCAUCAGAGUUGCCUGCAUGGCUUCAAACUCAAACAAAACUGUAUGCUCUUAACCUGUCAAAUACAGCUAUUUCAGGAAAUCUUUUGGUUGGAAAAAUCCCUUCAAAGAUUGGUGAUAUGAGAUGGUUGGAAUCUCUCGAUCUCUCGAGGAACAAACUUACUGGUCAGAUUUCUCCAAGCAUGUCAAAGUUAACAUUUCUAAGCAACUUGAACUUGUCCAACUAUCUGACAGGACACCAGAGCACACAGCUUUCAGAGCCUUGA